AUGCCUGGCAGGCGGCUGCUGGCUAGACGCCUCCUUCAAUGCCUGCACCAAUUUGCUGAGAACGGGGUGGCCUCACCGCCUACGCCUGGCGCUGCCAUCACUCGUUCCAUGGCGGCUGCUGAUGGGUCCUGUGGAUCGCCUGCGAGGGUGCCGGUCAUGCUGCAACACGACAGCUAUUCAGAAGCAGUAAAGGCCCAGCUGUCGGCGUCAACAGCACCUGCGACGCCGCCUACUCCACCUCCGCAGCCACUUCCUUCUACAACGGCCCUGCCAGCGUCUCCACCGGCACCUGCGACGCCGCCUACUCCACCUCCGCAGCCACUUCCUUCUACAACGGCCCUGCCAGCGUCUCCACCGGUACCUGCGACGCCGCCUACUUCACCUCCGCAGCCACUUCCUUCCACAACGGCCCUGCCAGCGUCUCCACCGGCACCAGUAGUACAUAUUUCUCAAUCUUUUUUAGUAGGGACUCCACUCCAAGUACCCAUACAAAUUUGA
This is a messenger RNA of Homalodisca vitripennis (glassy-winged sharpshooter), 498 nucleotides long. RefSeq names its product vegetative cell wall protein gp1-like. The record is from RefSeq and is a predicted model, not a curated record. The transcript has a single exon. The coding region runs from base 1 to 498 and encodes 165 amino acids. Lineage: Eukaryota; Metazoa; Arthropoda; Insecta; Hemiptera; Cicadellidae.